Humulus lupulus (European hop) is the source of this 1994-nucleotide messenger RNA. RefSeq names its product tyrosine decarboxylase-like. Bases 163 to 1791 code for a protein of 542 amino acids. Gene Ontology annotation, molecular function: pyridoxal phosphate binding; carboxy-lyase activity. The record is from RefSeq and is a predicted model, not a curated record. Gene Ontology annotation, biological process: amino acid metabolic process. The transcript has a single exon. NCBI's taxonomy places the organism in Eukaryota, Viridiplantae, Streptophyta, Magnoliopsida, Rosales, Cannabaceae.
AGAGAGUAGAACACAACUACUACUGAACCCAAUAUUGUUCUCUCUCAUCUCACCUCUCUCACACCUGUACAUACAUAAACUAAGUUUUAGAGAAAAAGAAAGCAGAACUAGUGGUACAGUACAGAUAUAUAUAAAUAUAUAUAUCCAUAUUCAUUCAUUCAAAUGGGUAGACCCCUCGACUUUGAGUUUCCCCAAAACAACGCUCUUUCGAACAUGGCCGCCGGCGCAAGCAAUAACCCCUUGGACCCCGAGGAGUUCCGACGCCAAGGCCACAUGGUGAUCGAUUUCAUCGCCGAUUACUACAAAAACAUCGAGAAGUACCCAGUUCUUAGCCAAGUCGAACCGGGUUACCUCAAAAAACGUCUCCCGACAUCGGCACCUCUCUAUCCGGAAUCCAUCGAAACGAUUCUUGGUGACGUCCAGGACCACAUCGUUCCGGGCAUAACCCACUGGCAGAGCCCCAACUACUUCGCAUACUUCCCUUCCAGCGGCAGCAUUGCAGGCUUCCUCGGCGAAAUGCUUGCCACCGGGUUCAAUGUCGUUGGAUUCAACUGGAUGUCGUCUCCGGCCGCCACCGAGCUGGAGAGCAUAGUCAUGGACUGGCUGGGCCAGAUGCUCAGGCUGCCUAAGUCUUUUCUCUUCUCUGGUAACGGAGGUGGUGUCCUACAAGGAACCACCUGCGAGGCAAUCUUGUGUACACUCGUCGCUGCCAGAGACCGAACCCUCAAAGUCAUUGGAAACGACAAUAUCGGAAAGCUCGUCGUUUAUUGUUCGGACCAAACUCAUUGCGCGUUCAAGAAAGCCGCACAGAUUGCUGGGAUCCACCCCAACAACUUUCGAGUCAUCCCCACAACGCUGUCGUCCUCCUUUUCCAUGUGUCCCAAGGCUUUGCAAAACACCAUAACUGCCGAUGUUGAGGCUGGACUCGUCCCCACGUUUCUACUGGCAACCAUUGGGACAACGUCCACAACGGCCGUCGACCCCCUCGGGCCUCUAUGCGAUGUGGCAAAAGAUUACGGAAUGUGGGUCCAUGUCGACGCGGCCUACGCUGGGAGCAUCUGUAUUUGCCCAGAAUUCCGGCACUUCAUCGACGGAGUGGAAGGAGCCAACUCCUUCAGCUUCAACGCCCACAAAUGGUUCUUCACCACCUUGGAUUGCUGCUGCCUUUGGGUCAAAGACCCCGCAGCGUUGACACAAUCAUUGUCUACGGAUCCGGAGUAUCUGAAGAACAAGGCCACCGAAUCAAAGCAAGUGGUUGACUAUAAAGACUGGCAACUGGCUCUGAGCAGACGAUUCCGUUCUCUCAAACUCUGGCUCGUACUCCGAAGCUAUGGAGUGGAGAAACUACGUGGGUUUCUCCGAAGCCAUGUGAAGAUGGCCAAGCUGUUCCAGGGUUUUGUGGAAGCCGACGAGAGAUUUGAGGUUGUGGUUCCGAGGAAUUUCGCCACCGUGUGUUUCAGAAUAAGGCCAUCAGGAAUAAUAGCUAGUAGUAAAAGUAAUGUGGUAUUGUGUGAGAUAACCAAUAAUAAUAAUGGCAGCCUCAGGAAUACUAGUAGUGAUGUGAUCCAGAAGAGUAAGAUUGUAUCGGUGAAUGAGGUGAACAACAAGCUGAUGGACUCCAUUAACGGGUCAGGUGGGAUCUACAUGACCCAUUCGGUUGUUGGUGGUAUCUUUUUGCUGCGUUUUGCGGUCGGAGCCAGCCUCACGGAGGAGUCUCAUGUCAUUCAGGCUUGGAACGUAGUCAAACAACAUGCAGACGCCAUACUCAACACCCACUCCCACUCCCACUAGCAAUUUCAAUUUCUUUCUUUAUUUUGACCGGUCAACUAUGAUGGUUACCUUGUCCAUACAUGCAAUUUUUCACAUUCUUCCUAUAAAUAUGUUCUUUCACGUACACAAUUAAUGUACGAACAAUUCAUUAAAGGCCUUCCUAUAUACCUCUUGAUUAAUAAUAUAAACAUAUUAUUCUUUUUAUUUUAUUAUGAAUAAUUCAA